This is a messenger RNA of Andrographis paniculata, 3511 nucleotides long. Its product is annotated as pre-mRNA-processing protein 40C. Gene Ontology annotation, cellular component: nucleus. Gene Ontology annotation, molecular function: RNA polymerase binding; transcription coregulator activity. Lineage: Eukaryota; Viridiplantae; Streptophyta; Magnoliopsida; Lamiales; Acanthaceae. Bases 569 to 3301 code for a protein of 910 amino acids. The record is from RefSeq and is a predicted model, not a curated record. The transcript has 15 exons.
CCAUCUUUCUCGCCGAAUGUCUUGCAUUCUACAGCUCCUGGAAGCCUUUUGAAGAGCUUAUAGUUAAUAGUUUAUGUCUGAUGCUAUCUAGUGUACAUUGAUCUUGGUUGACACUGCUGGAAAAUGUAUAUUUUAUCUUAGAUGUUUAUAGAAUUUAGUUAGGGAAGCUUUUCUUUGUUACAGAGAGUGCUACUCUUUUAAGAUGCAACCCUUUGGGCAAACUGUAUAGCUCUUUUGACCUUAAUAGAAACAAAGAUGAAACAUACCUUAAAAUUUGCUUUAGUGUUCAUCAGAAUGACAGAAGAAUGGGCUUACGGCGCAGCUUCUGUUUAUGGGAAAGUAAUUCUUUGUUGAAGGAUGUAAUAGAUAGGUUCACAGUAAAUCUGAAUUUUAGAGCUUCAUUUGUAGUUGCAUCUCUUUGUGCUCCUUUCUCUUUUAAUGCCAGCAGAGUUUCUGAAGUUGUUGCACGGUCACAGUUGUUGAUAUACUUCUAUUCACUAAAAGAAAAGACAGUUGUCACAUCCAAACACCCUUUUUAGGAAAGAGUAAUCUGUCUUCUCUGCAAUCCAUGCUACCUCCUCGCCCAUCAGACCCUUCGCUGGCUGUACCUGGAACAGCAGCUAUGGUCAUGCCCCCUCCGCAACUAUCUGGUGUUCCAGAAGGAAAUUUGUCACAUGCUGGAAACUACCCUUUCAAUGGGAACGUGCAUCCACAGAAGACAGAUCUAUUGCAUAGAAAUAACAUGAGAGCUGAGGCUUCUCAAGAAGUGGGAGCAAUGUCUUCUGCUCCAGCAUUUAUGCAGACUUCUUUUCAGUCUUCUCAUCCAAAUUCAAGUACCCCAGCAACUCAUUUUGCACCUAACAAUUAUAGUAACAUGCCCACAUGGAUGUCCCCUGCAGCAACAUUUCAGGUGGCUGCAGGAAGGCCUAACACUCCUAUAACUCCUGGUCCCCCUGGACUAGCUUCUUCUGUACCUUCUCCAUCAAACUCUACCUUACAGGUUUCAUCUGCAGAUUCUGCUGCAGUUCUAAGAACCUUCACACCUACAGCUCCUGUUUUCACCCACCCCACCCAUCAUAAUGUGUACUCAGCUCCAUCAGCUCAGGCUGCUCCUCCUGGACAAUGGUUGCAGCCUCAGCAUAUUAGUGGAUUUGCUAGACCGCAAUUUUCACAAUAUACUACUUUAAUGCCUGGGCCUUAUCCCAUGCCUAAUCAUGGUACACCUCCACUUUCAGUUACGUUGCCUGAUAUCCUACCUCCUGGAGUUUCUCCAGUAGUUUCAGCUGUAGGAGCCGGUACGUCUACCUCAGCUGCUAGCCAGUCAUCUGCUCAGGAAGAGUUGCCUCCUGGAAUUGAAAAUGUUAAACACGCUGGAUCUUCUGAUGUCAAAGACGAACCUGCUAGUGCAGAAUUGGAUGCUUGGACAGCACACAGGACAGAGAAUGGGACCAUAUAUUAUUAUAAUGCACUGACAGGGGAGUCCACUUAUGAGAAACCUCCAGGCUUUAAAGGAGAGUCUGAUAAAGCGACUGUGCAGCCAACCCCUGUUUCAUGGGAGAAAUUAACUGGUACGGAUUGGACGUUGGUCACCACUAAUGAUGGCAAAAGAUACUAUUACAACACGAGAACACAGUUAAGCAGCUGGCAAAUACCUAGUGAGGUGGCAGAUUUGAGAAAGAAACAGGAUGCAAAUCCUCUGAAAGCCCAAUCACCAUCAGUAAUAAACACAAAUCUAGCAACUGAAAAAGGAUCUGAUACCAUUAGUUUAAGCACACCUGCUGCUACAACAGGUGGCCGUGAUGCUACAGCUUUUAAAUCUACAAGUGCUACUGGGUCAUCUUCUGCAUUGGAUCUUAUCAAAAAGAAGUUGCAGGAUUCUGGUAUGCCCGACUCUACUUCCACUGGACCUGCUUUGUCAGGCACAAUGGCUGUGGAACUGAAUGGCUCAAAACCAACUGAGGGUACCAUCAAGGGCAUCCAAAAUGAAAGCAACAAACACAAGGAUACAAAUGGUGAUGGUGAUUUGUCAAAUUCCUCUUCUGAUUCAGAGGAUGAAGAUGGAGGUCCCACCAAGGAGGAAUGCAUCCUCCAAUUUAAGGAGAUGCUCAAGGAACGAGGCGUGGCGCCAUUCUCAAAAUGGGAGAAAGAACUGCCUAAAAUAGUGUUUGAUCCACGCUUUAAGGCAAUCCCAAAUCACAGUGCACGAAGAGCGAUUUUUGACCAUUAUGUCCGAACACGUGCAGAAGAGGAGCGGAAGGAGAAGAGAGCUGCUCAAAAGGCUGCAUUGGAGGGUUUCAAGCAGUUACUGGAAGAAGCAAAGGAGGAUAUCAAUUACAACACUAAUUACCAAACAUUUAAGAGGAAAUGGGGUGAGGAUCCACGGUUUCAAGCAUUGGACAGAAAGGAAAGAGAACUUUUGCUUAAUGAGAGGGUUUCUUCUCUGAAACGGACUGCUCAAGAAAGAGUUCAGGCAGAGUGGGCUGCUGCAGUAUCCAGUUUCAAGUCUAUGCUAAAAGAUAAAGUAGAAAUUACUUCUAGUUCCCGCUGGUCUAAGGUGAAGGAUAGCUUGAAAGGCGAUCCGAGAUACAAGUCUGUGAAACAUGAGGAUCGGGAGAAAUUGUUCAAUGAAUACCUUGCUGAACUAAAGUCUGCCGAAGAAGAAAUAUUGCGAAAGGAAAAGGCAAAACAGGAUGAGGAGGAGAAACUGAAGGAAAGAGAACGAGCUUUGCGCAAGCGGAAAGAGAGGGAGGAGCAAGAAGUUGAGAGGGUGAGGCAGAAAGCUCGCCGCAAGGAGGCUGUUGAGUCAUACCAAGCUUUAUUGGUAGAAACAAUAAAAGACCCGCAGGCCUCCUGGACAGAAUCAAAGCCUAAGCUCGAGAAGGAUCCACAAGGGCGCUCAGCAAAUCGUCAUUUAGAUAAACCUGACUUAGAGAAAUUUUUCCGGGAGCAUGUCAAACGAUUGCACGAGAGAUGUGUAUCCGAUUACCGAGCAUUAUUGUCGGAUGUCAUAACAGCAGAAGUGGCAGCAGGGCAAGAAACGAAAGACAAAGACGGAAAAACCAUCACUACAUCUUGGUCCACAGCCAAGCAAGUAUUGAAAGGCGAUCCGAGGUACAACAAGAUGCCGAGGAAAGAGAGGGAGUCUUUAUGGCGUCGCCAUGCCGAGGACAUCCAGCGGAAGUUGAAGAAGGUACAGGCGCAGGAACAAGAAGCCGGGGAGAAGCAGCAGCCGGCAGAUGGGAAGGGCAGAGCUUCUGUUGAGCCCGGGAAGCCCUCUUCUGGCACACAGAGAGCUCGGUGACUAAAAGAGUAAGACUGAUACUUGUCGGACUCCAUGGUUUUGUGUUGGUUCCUGGUCAGAUAUUAGAUCAUAGAUGCAGAGAGAGAGGUGAAAAGGAAUCUAAGUGUUAAUCUGGUGAAAUAUGUAUUGAUGUUUGUCUUUGUUCUGUACUGUGGAUUUUUCACUACUAACUUCACUUCAUGGUCUAUGACUAUGUUGCUUCAUUUCUUA